CGUGCGUUUAGCUGUUUCGUUUCAGUAGUGAUAGCGCGGUUCAAAAUGUCAUGAACGAAACACCGCGACAACCGAAAAAAAACCUCACAAGAUUCAACUCCGUGUGUCACCCUAUGCAUCGUGCACGCUCUCACAUCAGCACAUACUUCCAUACACACCAAUAACAAUAGUCACAACACACAGUGUCGUUCUGUGUCUGUCAAAGAAAGAGAGAAAAUUCAAUGUCGAAAUGAGCGAAAUAUCAUCAUAUUCAAGACACAAACGAAUUGACGUAAAAUCACACGACAAUUUAAAAAAAAGUCACAACUUCUAAAACGAGACUAAAUAAAUAGCGCGCAUCGAUAUAAUUCUAAUAGCGAGCAAUAGCAACAAAAAAGAUUGCAGUGUGUUUUGAGUAAAAUUUCGUGAUUUGGUGUAAAGUCUCAGUGAAAUAGGGAAAUAAAUCGGAAAUUAAGCGUGUUUUGGUGGUGUUGUGCGAGGACCGAAGUAAAAAAGGAACGAAGAAGGGAAAAGAACGCGUUAUUCUCGUUACAAAUGCACGCAGGAUCUGUCGACCAGCUGAAGGCAUCUCGUGUGUGAAUGAAAAGAAUACGAGAAAAAAUCAAAGUGACGACCAAUAAAAAAGAAAAGAAAAAAGAAUUAGAAUCCGAGCAGAACAAUAGAAAUCUCCAAAAAGAACGAGUGAACGAGUGAGUGAUACAUGCUACACGGACUGUGUGUACGGGAGACAAAGAGAGAGAACGAACGCCAGCCAGCCAGUCGGCGAACGAAUCGAGUAAGCAGGCGAACGACAUAUCGUUUUUUUUUUUUUGGUGAAUUGACAAAACAAACACACAUGAGAACCAUUUAGAAUGCAAGUGACGUUCAAAGCGACAACAGCACCCAACAUAUUCGAAGAGCAACAGAAACAGCACUCUCUCUGAGCGCGCGCGAGUGUGGAAAAGCAACAGUGUGGGAAAAAGUGUGAAACGAAAUUUUGUUGUGUGUUUUUUUCUCCUGAAAUACAUUUUUUUUAUUUUCGAUGAAAGGAAUUUAAAAACGAAACACUUCUGUUUUUACGAGAGAGAAGAAAAUAAAAGAACGAAGAAGACGACGACGAUGAAGACGACGAGAAUAAAUAAAAACACAAAUAUUUCAUCAAGCAUUUCGCAAAUGAAACAAAAACAAACACCGAACAUUGAAAAUAAAGAAAUUUCUUGGGCAAAAGUGAAAUCAAUUGCACUGUGAUUCAAUUUUUGGUUGCUUGAAAUUUAAAAAAAAGAACGAAAAAAUACAGCAGUCCAUGUGUGUUGUAAUAAAUAGAGUGAAAUUUGAAGCAAGAAGAAAAAAAACCAGAAAAGUUCCAGUUGAACGUUUCGAUUCCGGUGUAUAUGCGAAAACUGUUCGUUCUUCGUCAUUUUUUUUUUACAUAAUUCGGCGACGACAAGAGACCGCAUGUGAAUGUGCAACAAAUCGGCAGAAGUGACAGCGACGAAGGGAAUAAAAGAAGAAAACAAAAAAGAAAACAAUCCGACAUAAACACGGAGAACAGUUCUAGGUUUAGAGUGAUUUUUUUUUUACGAGUAUACCAAAGAAAGCCGACGUUGAGUGGCGUUUGCGACCAAAAAAAAGAAGAAAACAAAACGAAUUUAAAACGGCAAGAAAGAAAGGGAGAAACACAAAAAAGAGAGGAAUACGAAGAAAUAAAACGUAGUUUUGAUUCAAAAACUAAGACACGCCGAAACCAAAAACAACAACAACAACAACAAGCGGCUUCUGAAUGCCGAACUAAAUUAAAAAUUGUUGCUGAUUUUUUUUUACAUGUGCGACAUGCAUUAGAUGCGUAAACGAUUUUUCGCAAGAAAAACCGAGCAAAAUGUUGAAAUUGUGGCCAAACCAAAUGACAUCAACAACAAAAACAACAACAUCAACACGAAUGACGACCAACAACAUGAGCAUACCGAUGGUUGCCCUGUUACGACACGUUAGCUCAUUGUUCUACCAGUUGUUUAUAAUUGUUUUGGUGACGCUGAUACCAUGCACACUGAAUGUACGGCAUGGUGCAUUUGCGUUUGCAUCUGCCGUUUCGGCAACGUCUUCAUCAUCAUCAUCAUCAUCAUCGGCAGCAGCUGAAAGCAAUUAUGAAUUACAUGCGGCACACAUAAGUAUCGACUCAAUUAUGAUGACAACGGUCGAUAAUAACAAUAAUGAUUUGUCACAAUUGACAUUCGAGCCGAAUUUUUUGCAUUUUGAUGAGUUAUCGGUGGGCGAAACGGCGAACAAAGUUGUCACAAUAUUCAAUCGACAUGCAAAUCGUAGUGUAUACCUUGGUUCAAUAUCGGGUUCGGUAUCGGAUUUUUAUAGUUCAUUUUUUGAAGAGAAUCUAGUGCCACCGAUGGGUAAUACCACAUUUAAUGUAGUGUUUUUGCCACGGCAACAGGCCAUCAUUCAAGCUCAUCUCAUCAUACACACAUCGUUCGGUGUGCUUAACUACGAGGUAAAGGGUAAAGGUGUUGAAUGUCCGUAUCGGUUAAGUCCAUUGGUUGGCUUAAAAGCACCCAUGAAUGCAACCCUUAUGCCCGAAAUUCAUAUGUACAAUCCGUACGACACGCCGUUGCAAAUAGUCGAAGUGUAUUCGAGUGGUGGGCAGUUUCAAUUGGAAUUGCCAACGAGUGAUGAUGAUCCAAGCGGUGCGAUCAGUGCACAUUCAACGAGCCAUAGUUCAGCAAGUGGUGGUGGUACAACAAACAGCGGUAGCAGUAGUAAUACAGAACGAUCACAAACGCUGUGGGAAAUUCCACCACAUUGUUCGAGACCGGUGAUUCGUGUACGAUUCACAGCGACACAUGUCGGCAAUUCCACGGCAUAUAUUCGCAUCAAAGUGUCAGCACGGAAAAAUGCCGCCCUCGAAAAAGCCGUCAUUGUGUUGCCAAUUGAAGUGGAAAUAUUCAAAGAGUAUGGCAUCUAUGCCAGUAUACCGUUUCUCAAUUUUGGCCUAAGCGGUACAAAUGAUCGACCGAAAAGUGUAACAUUUCGUUUACUCAAUUCCGGCAAUGAACCCUAUGAGAUUACCGCAUAUUCGGUGGAAGCCGAAGAGAAUGUGCGAAAUGGUAUCACACUUGAAUUGAAUACGGUACGUGAAACGGUCAACGAAACAUAUCACACAAUGACAGCGACCGUGAAUUGGUCACGCAUAUCGGCCGAGCAAUUUUUUCGCGGUAAUAUUGUCAUUCAAACGCGACGAAAAACCGAUUCCAGCACACCGGGCAGCAGUACAUCUGCCAAACGGUUUCAAUAUCGUGUGCCAUUUGUUGGUGGUAUUUUACGCGGUUCAAUACAGUACAAUGAAUCACUUACGCGAUUUCAUCAUCAGUCAGCUGGUGCAACAACAGCAACGACGACGACGACCACGACGACAACGACAGUGGACGAUAAUUCCACCACAAUGCCAUCAUCCACACAAAUUGUACGGGAUUUUCGUAUAAAAAAUAACUUUGACGUUGUAUUGGCCAUCACAAAUUUGACAAUGUCACCCGACACCCUCAUCUAUUUCCGUGCGGAUAAAUUCAAAUCGAAAUUGUUGGCGCCCGGCGAAGAAUCCACCAUCUUUCAAAUAGUUCAACAGCCAGCGGCCGCACAGCAUUCAGUCACACGAUCAUUUCAUUUGCAUACGAAUGUCAGUGUGUACGACAUUGAAUUGUUUAGUUUUAAUGGUUUAUUGAAACGUUUGUUACCCGUUACUGAGCAUCAGCCGCAGCAGCAAAGCAACACCGGCAUUGAUGCAAUGAUAAGCGAUGACGAUGGCGAUGACGGGAUCGAUGAGCAAAGCAUAAAUUUUGGCAUUUUACCAUUAUCAACGCUAUCACAAAUUCAACUAGCGCUAGUCAAUCACAAUCCAAUUCCAAUAAAUAUACACAAUUGGAAGGGGACGAUCUCAAGUGCAGCACAUAUCGGUAUUACGGUGCCCGGUUGCAGUAAGCUCACAAUGAAAGGCUUAAAAUUUUGUAACAUUGUCAAACCCGGCGAAUGGAUUGUCUUUCAAAUUGGUGUCACAUCAAAUACGGUCGGUUCAUUUGAUGGAAAAUUCACCGUGCAAACAGACUAUGAAGUGAUUAGCACACCGAUUCGGUUUAGCACCGAUAUGGGCAUACUGAAAUUCACCACUAAAAUGGUUGACACCGAAAAUUGUUUUCCGGGUGGCGUUUGCAAAGUGAACCUUACGGCAUAUUCCACAUUCACCCGAUCGAUGCAUAUAAAAACGAUUCAGGUGAAUAAUGUUUGUUUGGAAAAUGCAUCGAAAAUUGACAGCAGUGCCUCCUCAUCAUCAUCAUCAUCAUCAUCAUCAGCGUCAUCAGCGUCAGCAAUGGAGUUGCCGGACUUUGAUGGAUUUGACGAGUGUCAUACGACGAAUUUGUCGCGUGUGGAGCAUGGUGGCGGUGAUGGUGCAGCCAAGUCACCGUAUGUGAUUUAUGAGGAUGGUGAAAAGCCCGUGAUAGACGCACAAAGUGAAUCAUUUAUCGAUCAAUUAGAAAUAGCAAUACCACGAAUCUGUGAUGAACGUUGUGCCCUGAAUACAGCUGCUGCUGCGUCAUUAUCAUCAUCAUCAUCGUCGUCUUCGGCGGCAAUUGAUGAAACGGUCGAACGGAAUCGCCAGCGAUUUUUAUUGUUAAAAAAGCAAUUGGAUCGAUUUCAUGCGUUGUCGGCCAAAUUUCAAGCGCUCACAUUUCAUGUGCAAACCAAUCACAUCAAGCGCUACGAUUUCAAUGGCAGCAUCGAAAUUGUGUGGCCAAAAUUGGUGCGAAAAGGACCCAUUGAAUUUGCCAUUUCACAAGUUGGACACGUACUCACGCGCCAUGUCAAUAUUUACAAUCCGUUUAAUGCGCCGCUACAAAUCCACUAUCAUCUGCACGAUAGCGAACGGUUUGGUGCCGAUGUUGAUCUACCGCCGGACAUUAUUGAUGAAUGCACAAAUGCUCGCAUCACCGAUGCCGUCGUCUUUUCAUUGGGCAGCAGUAACACAAAACAUCAAUCGCCAUCGUCCAAUUUUACGGUCAUACCACCAAAAACAUAUCACAAUAUUACGGUGAAUUUUAUGUCAGAGAAUCCCGGUACAUAUGGAACGUUACUGUAUAUUCGUAAUAAUUUUACGGUGCUGGAAGCCGUUUGGAUAACGGCCAAAUCGGUGGUGCCACAAUUUAAAUUUGGUAAUCGAAAACCGGGCUCAAAAACGCCACUACUCUUCGAAUUGACCGAUAAGCAUUUACGCGAUUGUAAUCAUCCGAAUGUGAAUAUGCGUGCGGUGACAGCCAAGCGAACAUUUACCGCCAAAAAUAGCGGCGAAGUGCCGAUACUUAUGCAUGAACUACGUAUCGAUGAUCUACCAUGUGAAGGCUAUGGUUAUCGAAUAUUGGAAUGUGCACCGUUUGAAUUGCCACCGAAUGGUUCGAGAAAAAUUGAGAUUUCAUUUACGCCCGAUUUUACGUUGGCCAUGGUCAAGAAAACGCUGUACUUAGACACAUCGCUCAAUUAUUCCGUCAAUUAUACACUGCUCAGCAUGAUUGCGCCGUUAUCGCUUGGUGUGUGCAGCAAAGCAUUAACCCGACCCGAAUGGGAGUCCAUGAUGAAAAAUGUAACGGCCGUUGUUUUGGCCGUAUCAUUUGUGUGCGUUCUAUUUGCCGCCUACUUAGAUUCAAUGAAAGUACUUAAAGUGCAUGUCGAGAAUAUGUCAAAAGCGAAGGGUUCACUGCAACCAGCAUUGGAUCUACGGCAAAUCGGUUUGAAGAGCCCAUUUUUUUCGGAUGAUGCAACGAAAGGCGGGUCAACAAGCAACGGUGGUGGUGGUUCAGCGAUUUCUGCGACAUCGACCAGCACGGCCACAGCAACAGGAGGUACAGCUGGAGCAACAGCAUCGGUAAAGCAAUCGAUUCAAUCGACACCAUUGGCAUGCACAGCAAAGGCAAAUGGUAGCGUGUGUAAGAAAAGGUCAAGUGAGAAAAAACGUUUGCCAUGUCCAUCGUCUGAAGUGACGGCGGCCCCUUCGAAAAAGUCCUACAUUACGGAAAUUGCCAAGAAAUUUACGCCGAAAAAAUCAUCGGAUGCAAAACAAUUGAAAACAAAAAGUUCACCACCACCGCCAUCGCAAGCAAGCGCAGCCUCAAACGCAGCAACAGCAGCCGCUGUGAGUAUCGGAAAAAAGGAUAAACGACCAAAGGACGAAUCGCCGACUGCCAAUUUUGAAGAGGAAGAAACAUCAUCGACCACAACUGAAAGCUCAAGCCAUUCGGAUGAUAAAUCGCCAAAUGUGAAAACAAAAGCGAAAAAAUCCAUCAAAGAUCUCUCGAACGUUGCCACGGCCGCCACCACCAGCGCUACUGUACUGCCUCAAUCGAAGGAUAAAAAGAUCGUGGUGAAAAAAUCGAAAAGUUUACCGCUCACUUAUGAUUCUCAUGAUGUUGAAUUAAAUGUGUCAUCAUCCGUGUUGGAUCGCAGCCAUGAGUCGACAAUCGAUGAACAUCACAACGAUUCGUUUGAAUUGACAAAUGCCAUGGACAACGGUGGUAGUGGCAGUGGUGGUCUGGAUGAUGAGGCUAUCAAAAUGGCGACCGCAGCGGAUCUCUAUGCAACGUUCGGUACACCGCCCAACAAAUCCACAAUGGCCAUGAAAAUGUUAAAUGGGAAAACACCGGGCCGUGAAAAACGUGAACGCACCAAAAUGAAUGACCAAUAUGGCUAUCGCAAAUCAUUGGAUGCAAAUUGUUCGGCAUUUAAGAGUACGGCAUUUGAAUUUUCAUCACCUUUGGAAGAAUCAUCGACAAGUGGUAAUCAUCCGUUGCUCGAUUUGGUGGAUAAAAGUCUGUACGAACAUCAAUACGAUGUUAAAAUAAAAACGAGCCAACCAAAUGUACAACCGUCAUCGUUCCCAUUGUCGUCGGUGAUUAAAACUCAAUCGACAAGUAAAUCAAAUGGCAAAAGUGUGAAACCAAUGAUUGGUAAAACGAAAAAUGAAGCUAAAGCUAAGGAUCGCAAAGGAAUGAAGAAAUUGAAUGGUGACGAUGCAUUCUCAAGUCAUUCAUCGUUUGAGAAUUUGGUGCAUUCGGAUGGUAAUGGUAAGAAAACAUCACCGGGCGUUGAUUUGGGACCGAUUGGUACACGAAAAUCACCAUCAUCAACACCGAUCUGGGAACCAAUGCACUCCAUUCACAAUCCAAUACCAAUCAAUACGUCGUUGAACAGUUUGGCUGGGAGCAGUAGUGGUGGCAAUGGAGCAGGCGAUUCCAACAGCUUCUUCAUGUAUCCACAAACCGCAAACUAUCAACGCAACGAGAAUGUUCUGAAUGAAAUGCUGAACCAACAUCAACGACCUGCUAACGAUCAAUUCAAUCAUUUCGCACGUCAACCACAACCAAAUGCCGAUGUGCUACGAUUCUUGAACGGCAUGUACGGCAACACCAAUAUGGAUCAACGCAAACAAAAUCUAUGGGAAUCGGCCAUGUUGAACCUACUGCAACAACAACAACAGCAACAGCAACAGCAAUUGGCUCAGCAGAGACUGCAAAGUAUGUACUCGUCAGCGCCAAAUAGUUUAUGGAAUUCGAACAAUGUAUUUGAUGCGACACAAGCCACGCCAUCCACAUCGUAUUGGCCAUCGGUUUCAUCGCCGGCCGUAUCGAAUGCGCACGAAAUUCGACCACCACCCGGUUUUGGUCAUACGGCCAACAGGACCGAUCCACGGACAUUGCAACAGGAGCUCCUACUCAGGGCUCACUAUCAGCAACAGAUUCAAAAGCAAGCGCAGCAACAGCAGCAACAACAACAACAGCAGCAGCAGCAACAGCAGCAGAAUCAAACGGCCCAAACCGAUCCAAUGCAGUACGAUUUAUUUAGUUCGCUGAGCUCCAUUUGGUCCAACAAUCCAACCAAUGAUCCUAACAAGAAGGCAAAAUGAUGACGUACUAUGUACCCGUUUUCAAUUGGUCACUUUUAUUCUUAUGUUAAAUUUUUGUUUUUGCCACCUAGGCAACUUCGAUUUCUCUCUGAAUUUUCUUUUUACCCAGAACUCACAAACGAAGAUUUCCACAUACAGAUUUAAUACGUGUUUCACAUGAAGAAAACAAAACAAAAAUCUUUUGGAUUUUUUUUUAUUAGACUAACAUGUCAGAACGUCGAAUGGCCAUUCAGCCAUCCAAUGAAUACACAAAAAUGAACCAAUCGAUUUCAAUGUUUUACCCAAAAUUAUCUGAUUGCCGUGAAUAAUAUCCCAUACUGAAGAAAAUAACCCGGAUAAAAUAAUAGGCACAUAGAAAAUAAUAUUCAAUUUAAUCCUUCUUCAUUUUCUAUCAUAGUUUUUUUUGCUUUUAUUUGUGAACUUUUUUCCCACGCUCCCUUUAUUUUUUUUUUUUUUGAAUUAACCAAACUCUGAGCUUCAACUAUUUUACUAUCACAAUCGUUGUUUGAGAUGAAAUAUGCCCGACAAACGGAUACAAAUCAACAUGAAAUACCCCAUUUCGGAGAAAGGGACAUUUGAAAGAAACAACCAAUUUACAACAUUCAAUUGUAAUGAUAACCAUCUUCGAGGAGACCACUUUUGAAUACAGUCUCAAUAAAUCGAAGAAAAUCGACUGAAAAACGUGAAAA
Messenger RNA from Sitodiplosis mosellana (orange wheat blossom midge), 8613 nucleotides. RefSeq names its product transmembrane protein 131 homolog (gene Tmem131). The coding region runs from base 1856 to 7924 and encodes 2022 amino acids. The transcript has 5 exons. The record is from RefSeq and is a predicted model, not a curated record. Gene Ontology annotation, cellular component: membrane. Lineage: Eukaryota; Metazoa; Arthropoda; Insecta; Diptera; Cecidomyiidae.